This is a messenger RNA of Fukomys damarensis (Damara mole-rat), 2066 nucleotides long. It is a transcript of the gene CUNH8orf34, whose product is annotated as chromosome unknown C8orf34 homolog. The record is from RefSeq and is a predicted model, not a curated record. NCBI's taxonomy places the organism in Eukaryota, Metazoa, Chordata, Mammalia, Rodentia, Bathyergidae.
CCCUAGAGCUGAGACACCUCCAGUGGCGCGCACUGGAGCGCGCUUGCUCUCGCCCUGAGCACCCCCGCCCCAGCGCAGCUCCAGGAGGAGCUGCACAGCAGCCUCUCGUCUCCCGCCCCCUGAUUCCCGCUGCUGCCGCCCAGAGGAGAGACUCGACUCUGCUUCAAAUUUCCUCUGGGCGCCGGCGCUGCGGAGAGCCCGGCGGGUGGGCGCGAGGAGAACGCGAUGAAUGAGUUCUCCCUUCUCCUCGGAGUUGACUGAGUUGGCGGUGCCGCGCUCAGGUUUCCGGAUUUCUGCUCUCCAGGAGCUGGCGGCUCCAGGGGUCUCUGCCCACCCCAGCGGCGGGGACCGAGCCAGACGCGUCCGGGGAGCCCAGGCUCAGGGCCGCCUGUCCGGCCUCAGUUGGGGUCCAGGGCGGGUGGUUCCCCGCGGAGGCGCACCGUCGCGCGGGCUGCACGCACUCUGUCCGCGGUCCGGUCUCCUCUGCAUGGCGUCUCGUCAGCAGACCCGGAUCCAGGCUUACCUGGAGAAGAACAAGAUCGGUCCUCUGUUUGAGGAAUUAAUGACCAAGUUAAUAACUGAAACACCUGACCAGCCAAUCCCAUUUCUCAUUGACCAUCUUCAGUCUAAACAAGGAAACCGUGGACAACUACAAAGAACUUUGUCUGGAUCUGCAGCUCUCUGGGCAGAAAGUGAAACAUCAGAAACUAAAGGAACAAGGAGAGAUUUCAGAAGCUAUGAUAAACCUUGGCAAUUAAAUGCAAAGAAGCCUAAAAAAUCAAAAAGUGACCUUGCUGUAUCUAAUAUUUCUCCCCCAUCACCGGAUUCCAAAUCAUUGUCAAGGUCAGUAGAGCAUCCUAGAUGGAACUGGCGGACUAAACCAGAAAGCCGUGAUUUUGAUGAAUUGAACCACAUCCUUCAAGAGAGCAAGAAGCUGGGGAAAGCCCUUGAGAAUCUCUCUAGAAGUAUUGCAAUUUCAGAUGAACUUGAUAAGGAAACAGUGGCUUUUAAUUCUUCUCUUCUGAGGCCUCGUGUGAUCGGAGAAUGGAUUGGUAGAGAAGAAAAUGAUGCUGAUCCACUAGCUGCUGAAAUGCUGCAGCCCCCAGUUCCAAGAAGUAAAAACGAUCAGUGGGAAAAUGAAGAUAGUGGCUCUAGCGCUGCAGGAAGUUUAAAGAUGGAGCCCAAGACUAAAGGAUUAAAACAGCAGCAGCAGCAGCACAAGAAACUUCUGGCAGCGAUGCUUUCUCAGGAUUCCUUUGAGUCCAUCCACAGCCCUACCCCAUCUGUAACAGAGGAAGAUAUUGAUAAUGAAGAUGAUGCAAUGGAGUUGCUGGAGGAUCUUGAUGAUUUAAGAAUGGAGGGAGUAACAACCCUGGUGCCUACUGGGAGCAAAUUCAACCAAGGCCGUUCUGCUCAUCCUGCUGAGCCUCAAGCCAAGGUCACACUGAAUAUCUGUUCAAGGUGUGCCAGGCUUCAAGGAGACAACCUGGCAGAAAGGACAGAACAGACAUUACAAAUAUUUCAUUCUCCAGAUGAAAUAAUUCCAGAUUCAUUGGAUUCGUUACCUGGGACUGAAGAAGCACUGAUGGAAGAGGUUGAGGAUUUUGAGAAAGCAUCUAAAUUAACAGCACCUGAAGAAGUCUCCAGUGGAGGAUCAUCACAGAAAAACUAUACUGAAGAAGAUGAAUCCUUAAAGCAGCUGCAGGUGGUCCAUCGACCGUGGCUCUUGCCAAGUGACCCAGAGAGUGAAGGAGUGGAAGCAGAACAAGAUAAACGUUCCACUGAUCUUCUUCUUUGUGUUCCAUGCUCUUCUUGUCCCACUCUGGUCUACUCUGGUCUGUGAAAUAGACAGAAGAUGUUGAAAGUGAAGCUGCAAUUAAUUGCAUACUUAUGUAUAGUCCUAAUUUUAUUUACUCUAUAUACUAAUUUAGAGAAUGGUUAUUUUUAUAUCAAUAAUAAAAGUACCAUUUUAACCAGGGGGUGGCCACAUGUGUAAUCAUAGAACACUAAUCCUGGCAAAGGACUCUGGGGUGGUCAGGAUACUUGCUGCCUAUUGGCAUGGUCAG